Molecule: messenger RNA, 2427 nt
Organism: Rosa chinensis
Lineage: Eukaryota; Viridiplantae; Streptophyta; Magnoliopsida; Rosales; Rosaceae
Product: soluble starch synthase 1, chloroplastic/amyloplastic
Exons: 14
Coding region: 164-2095 (643 amino acids)
Cellular component (GO): chloroplast
Molecular function (GO): alpha-1,4-glucan glucosyltransferase (UDP-glucose donor) activity
Source: RefSeq, a predicted model, not a curated record
UUGUGUGUGACAUCUAAAUUUCCUUUGGUUUUCUUUCCACUUUCAAUUUCAAAGGUCAUUCAUAUUUAGAUACCUUCCCUUCUUUUAUACGAGACUCAAAGUCUCUCUCUCUCUAAAACCCUCUCUGUCUCUCUUUCUCUCUCUGUUCCGGCGUUUGUUCAAAAUGGAGUCUCUCAAAUUCACUACCUUACUCCCAUGCAAAUCAUUAUCCGGAAAUUUAGUGCGACCCAAAUUGAUCAAUCACCAUGAUGUGAUUGGGCAAGUGGGUUUGGCUCCUCUGUGGAAGAAAAGAUGCAAAACAGAAGGCCUGAGGCUCAGAGCAUCAUUGUCGAGUAAAGCUGGGCCGCAAGAUGGCGCUCCUUCAGCUGUUGAAGAUCAGAAGGAGAAAGAAAAUGGUGUCCUAUUGGGUGCCGAGAGAGAUUCGUCUGGCUCUGUUAUUGGGUUUAAUCUGUCUCCUCCUAAUGGUCAUGAAGUUGUGAUUGACACCGAGGAAGAUGUAACUUCUGAUAGAAUAGAAACAGCAGAGGAUGUAGGUGGAAGAGAGAAGCCUAAAGCAAAAGUGACAAGGAGCAUUGUUUUUGUUACUGCCGAAGCAGCACCUUAUUCAAAGACAGGAGGGUUGGGAGAUGUUUGUGGUUCUUUGCCUGUUGUUCUAGCCGGACGAGGACAUCGUGUUAUGGUUGUUUCUCCUAGAUAUCUAACUGGUUCUCCUGCGGACAAGAAGUUUUCAGGAGCCAUUGAUGUAGGCCACACUAACGUGAUUUGCUUUGGAGGGGAACAAGAGGUUGCUUUCUUCCAUGAGUAUCGGGAAGGUGUUGAUUGGGUAUUUGUAGACCACCCAUCAUUCCAUAGACCUGGAAAUCCAUAUGGGGAUAGUUUUGGAGCAUUUGGUGAUAAUCAAUUUCGGUUCACUUUACUUUCGCAUGCAGCAUGUGAAGCACCAUUGGUGCUUCCAUUGGGAGGAUAUACCUAUGGUCAAAACUGUUUAUUCUUGGUGAAUGAUUGGCAUGCAGGCCUUGUCCCAUUGCUUUUGGCUGCAAAAUAUCGUCCACAUGGAGUUUAUACUGAUGCCCGAAGUGUUCUCAUAAUUCAUAACCUUGCACAUCAGGGAGUGGAAUCUGCGGUAACAUAUAAAAAUUUAGGACUCCCCGCUGAGUGGUAUGGAGCAUUGGAGUGGGUGUUUCCAGAAUGGGCUAGGGCUCAUGCUCUUGACAGAGGUGAGGCUGUGAAUAUUCUAAAGGGUGCAGUUGUAACAACAGAUCGGAUAUUGACAGUGAGCGAGGGCUAUGCGUGGGAAAUAACAACAGUUGAAGGUGGAUAUGGUUUGAAUGGACUCUUAAGUAGUAGAAAAAGUGUUUUGAAUGGGAUCACUAAUGGCAUUGAUGUGGUUGAAUGGGACCCAUCUUCUGACAAACAUAUUGCUUCACAUUAUUCUGCUAAUGAUCUUUCUGGGAAGGUUGAAUGCAAGAUUGCUUUGCAGAAGGAAUUGGGUCUUCCAAUUAGGCCCGAUUGUCCGUUGAUUGGAUUUAUUGGGCGACUGGACUACCAGAAAGGUAUUGACCUAAUUCAAUCAGGAAUACCAGAGCUCAUGUCCGAAGAUGUACAAUUUGUUAUGUUAGGUUCUGGCGAUGUACAAUGCCAAGAUUGGAUGAGAUUAGCCGAAGCGACUUAUAAAGAUAAAUUUCGUGGUUGGGUUGGAUUUAAUGUCCCAGUCUCUCAUAGAAUAACUGCAGGAUGUGACAUAUUGUUGAUGCCGUCGAGAUUUGAGCCAUGUGGGUUAAAUCAAUUGUAUGCAAUGAGAUAUGGAACUAUACCCGUAGUUCAUAGCACAGGAGGACUUAGAGAUACAGUGGUUAAUUUCAAUCCAUAUGCUGAAGGAGGUGGCGAGGGAACAGGGUGGACUUUUUCUCCGCUAACAAAAGAGAGCAUGUUGGCGGCUCUAAGACUUGCUAUUCGAACAUACAAAGAGUACAAGCCUUCUUGGGAUGGAUUGAUGAAAAGAGGUAUGGGGAAGGACUUUACAUGGGAAAGUGCUGCAAUCCAAUAUGAGCAAGUCUUCGAAUGGGCCUUUAUUGACCCACCAUACGUUGGUUGAGGCCGAAAAACAAAAGAGAAUAACCUCCUAAAUUUUUUUUCUUGUUCACUCCUAUGUAUAGGGUAUUUGAGAUUCUACGCACAAGAGCAUUUGGUUAGUUGUUAUCAUUGGUGUCUACAUGGUAGGUAUACACGAGUUUAGUUUUAUUCAUUUAGUGAAAAUCCAGCAAUUAUUCUACCAUAUCACCUAUUAAAAGGGGCCAUUUAUGCCUUCGAAAUUAAUAGUUUAGAUAUGACUACAUAAUAUUGUACUUUCAACUUGUAAAAAGUAUUUUUGGUUUCAUCUAAAUAAUUGUAUCAUUGAAGAUACUCUAAUAUUAUGUACCUUACAAA